This is a messenger RNA of Phascolarctos cinereus (koala), 565 nucleotides long. Lineage: Eukaryota; Metazoa; Chordata; Mammalia; Diprotodontia; Phascolarctidae. The record is from RefSeq and is a predicted model, not a curated record.
UCCUUUUCUAGAGCUCAGGGGGAUGGGGUUCACCCGCACCUCCAAAUGCAAGCAAUCAGGACCUGGGGGCCCCGUGCAGCCGGCGAGGCCGAGAUCCGCGGGCGCCGGGCUCGCGGGGCGGGGCGGUGGGGGUGGGGGCUGCGACGGCCUCGACAGCUGCCCAGUGCCGGCCCGGCCCCGGCCACGGCCCCAGAGCUAUUGUACAGAUUCCCGGCUCCGGCCCUGGUCUCUCGGCUGGCCUAUACCAAAUGUGCCACCGAGGGAGGGCCGGCCCCCCACCUUGCGACCCUGCGCAGGCCCACUGAGGAAGCUGGGGCCAGGGACAGGAGCCAAGUCCAUCGUCCAAACAUCAGACCGAGGACAGGAGCUUGCAGAAAGGUGGAUCGAUGGGGCUGCAGGGGCCUGGUUGGAGGGGAGCCAUUGAAUGGUUUGGAGCAUCAAGUGAUGGAUGUGCAACGAUCAACAUGCUGUUUUGUUUAAAAAGGACUCAAAAAUCAGCAACCAUGAGAACUUCCUAGGUGCUCAGAGGCUUGAUUGGUGAAUCAUGAUGGAGAGCACCAGCGAG